CAGAUAUUUCGCGCGCAAAACACGUAACAGAUAAAACAAGCUACAAAUGAAUGCGUGUUUGAAAAACAUUUCGGUAUAAUAACCGCGUUUAUGAAUACAUAAUUUUUAAUAUGGGUUGAAUUUAUUACAUCAAACAAAACUACUGUAAAACUUUUUAUGGGACUAUGUGAAUGUUAAUUAUGUAAGAAUCACUAAAAUUUAUGGUUUGUGACUAUUGUUUUUGUAAAAUCACGGAAAGUACAUUUUGGAAUGAUUUCGUUAGAGGAUGCUGACAACAUAUCAGUAAAGACUAAAAGCAUGCCAACGCAAUAUGUGCCAGAUACUCAAAAUCGAGAACAGAAUGCCUGCCAAAAACUUAAUAUCCAAAUGGCUGCGGACAAAACAAGGAAAACAUAAAGACUCACCAUGGCGCUAGUAAGCGAAUAACCAUCAGGAAAAUAUGAAUACGACCAAACCAGAAAUACUGGUGGCAAGAAGCCAAUUGGACAUUUUGCAAAGAGGACCCGAAUACUUCCUAGAGAACCCACGACUGCCGUAUAACAUUGUAUUAGAAUUCAAUGCUACCUUUGACAAUAACAAUACUUUUAAUUCAACAAAUGUCUCCGGUGAGGUUUGGAAUGAUUACAUAAAUCUUCUUCGUGAACGAGCCCUACUUGUUUCAUUCUUACUUCUGUUUUCGUUGACGACUGUUUUUGGAAAUAUGUUAGUAAUACUGGCAGUCGUGAGGGAGCGAUAUCUUCAUACAUCUACGAAUUACUUCGUUACGUCACUAGCUGUAGCUGAUUGUCUCGUGGGUCUAGUGGUUAUGCCCUUCUCUGCCCUUUAUGAAGUUUUGGAGCACACGUGGUUUUUUGGCGUGGACUGGUGUGAUGUUUGGAGAUCGUUGGAUGUUCUCUUCAGUACUGCAUCAAUACUUAAUCUAUGUGUUAUAUCAUUAGACCGAUACUGGGCCAUCACUGAUCCUAUCACAUAUCCGAUGCGGAUGAGUGGCCGGAAAGCCGCAUUUCUCAUAGCAGCGGUGUGGGUGUGUUCAGGUGCGAUAUCAUUUCCGGCUAUCGCGUGGUGGCGUGCAGUGCGCUUGGAAGAAGUACCAGAUUAUAAAUGCCCGUUCACGGAAAAUUUAGAGUACAUAAUAUUUUCUUCAACAAUAUCAUUUUAUCUACCCUUGUUUGUUAUGGUGUUUACAUAUUACCGUAUAUAUCGUGCCGCGACUAUUCAGACUAGGUCUUUAAAAAUUGGGACAAAGCAAGUGAUGAGACCAAGUGGAGAGUUAGAACUAACGUUACGUAUUCAUAGAGGUGGCACGGUGCGUCAAAGAACUGAUGUGUGUCAUGGUGCGUGUACUCCCGAGGAAGCAGAUCAGGAACCAUUAACAGCAUUACAAAACAAUGGACUUUCACGUUCAUCGACGCGUUUAACAAAUGUUACUCAUAAUAAACAUUUGCCCAAAAACUUUUCCCUUUCGCGAAAGCUUGCUAAAUUUGCAAAAGAAAAGAAAGCAGCAAAGACGCUUGGAAUUGUAAUGGGUGUAUUUAUAGUUUGUUGGUUACCAUUUUUCGUAGUUAAUCUCCUAUCUGGUAUAUGUUCGUCAUGCAUCACACAUGAAGAGAUAGUCAACGUGGUGGUCACGUGGCUCGGGUGGGUCAACUCAUCCAUGAACCCUGUGAUCUACGCAUGCUGGAGCAGAGACUUUAGAAGGGCAUUUCUUAGAAUCCUCUGUGUCUGCUGCCCCAGGAAGUUGCGAAGAAAAUAUCAACCACAACUUCGCUUUAAACAGUCACAGUGGCGUACGACCCGUCGUUAUUACUCCACGGGCGAACUUCAAGCUAUUCGGCAAAACUCCUGCGAACAAACUUAUAUAUAGCGGCUCAAUUUAAUUCCUAC
Molecule: messenger RNA, 1884 nt
Organism: Nymphalis io (European peacock)
Lineage: Eukaryota; Metazoa; Arthropoda; Insecta; Lepidoptera; Nymphalidae
Gene: Dopr2
Product: dopamine receptor 2-like
Exons: 4
Coding region: 440-1864 (474 amino acids)
Biological process (GO): adenylate cyclase-activating adrenergic receptor signaling pathway
Cellular component (GO): membrane
Molecular function (GO): G protein-coupled receptor activity
Source: RefSeq, a predicted model, not a curated record